GGCUGGUUGGAGCUGGGUCGUUUGGAAAAGUAUUGCAUUCGCUGAAUGCUACCCUAUUGGAACUACUGCUUUAAUGGGACAGGAGGUUAAUCGAUUAUGAUACGGAUGGGUGAUUGAGAAGGAGUGGCGGAUAGAUGGAUGGGUGGAUGGAGUGUAGUGGGAAAUUGGAAUAAAUGAACACCUUGAACUGCAGAAAGAGGUCAAACUAUAUGUCAGGCUUUUGGUGAAACUCCAAAGGAAAUUUAUCCUGGCAGAGGCAAAUGUCUUCUCUGAAAUAAUUUUUGCUUUCCCGUGUCAAGUUGAAGAGAGGACAAGCUCUUCUAAUCCUGUGUUUCAACAAAACAUUUGGAGAAAUGAGUUCCACCAGCCCUCCAAAAGGAUGCGGGUCUAACAUCAGCUCCAUAUAUUACAACCUGUGUGACCUGACCACACUGUGGGGUGUCGUGGUCGAAGCUGUGGCCACUGCUGGUGUGAUGACCUCCUUCAUUCUGUUUAUUAUUCUCAUGGCCUCGUUACCAUUUGUGACGGACAAAAAGAGGAAGGGUAUGGUGGCAUUACUGGCCAGCAUUUUAAUUUUCACAUUGGGACUCUUUAGUCUCACCUUUGCCUUUAUUGUAGGGCAGUACUCUACAAGCUGUGCUGCUCGGAGGUUCCUAUUUGGAGUACUGUUCUCAGGGUGCCUAGCUUGUUUGAUGAUGCAUGGGCUGUGGCUUACCCUCCUGAAACGGAGUGGUCGGGGCCCAAGGAGCUGGCUGUUAUGGCUGGGAGCUCUGGGUCUUUGGCUCGUUGAGGUGAUCAUCAACACUGAAUGGCUUGUUCUUACUGUGGUCUGGAGCCCACCCAGAAAAAUAGUUGUCCCUGACCUCUCCUGCAGAAUUGACAACAAGGACUUUGUAAUGGCCCUCAUUUAUGUAAUGAUUCUGAUGGCUGGUGUAGUGCUUAUGGCUUCUCUCUCGCUAUCACACAAGCACAAGCAGUGGCGUCGGGAUGGUGCUUUCAUCCUGGUUACAGGACUUUUUACCAUAGCUCUCUGGGUAGCCUGGAUCACCAUGUACAUCCACGGAAACAGAGUGUCUGGUAAUCCCAGCUGGGAUGAUCCUACCCUGGCUGUAACCGUGGCGUCAAAUGCCUGGGUGUUCCUUGUCUUCUACAUAAUUCCAGAAAUCUGCCUCCUGACACAAGUAGAUCCAGACCUUGAGGAGCCCCAUGAUGGAGAGCCUGUUUAUCCUGCGAGGAGUCUGGCGUAUGACACCACCCUGAAGGAACCAGAGCCAGCACCCCAGAACCUGAAUAUAGAGAAUAAAGCUUUCUAUAUGGAUGAAUCACCAGCAGACCCCACAAAGCCAGUGUCUCCAUAUGGCAUCUACAACGGUCAGCUUCGAAGCUGUGUUUACCAGCCAACAGAAAUAGCCCUUAUCACUAAAGGUCUCAAAAUGGACCAGGGAUUGAUUAUACCUCGAGCCAGAGCCCCAUCUUUGGAUCUGGGAAGUGGCAGGAGCUCCUUGCCUUGUUCAGUAGAGUCUUUAGCUUCCCAGGGACUGUCAUAGAUUUGAUGCUUUCCUUCUGUGUUCUUUGGAAGAUACUUAAAAAUGUAAGCAAUACAUCAUGAAUAGAUCCUCUUGCAAAGCUUUUCUUUAAUUUAUCAUACUGGUGCUUUCUAUGCACCAGUAUAACACUGUGGUAUUUACACUGAAGAUUAUUCACUUGCAGCGGCAUGAAACAAAGAUUUACAUAUGAAAAUAUUGUGCCUUUUUAUUUUAGCAGAUGUUCUGUACAUUAAAAAUAACUCUCCUAGCUAUGAACUGUAUCAGGCAGAAACCUAGAGUAUAAUAUCUAGCUUCACUCGCUGAAGACUACCUGCUUAACUACAGAUUUAACUCUUUCUUGAUGUGCUUUUCUUUGAAAUUAAAACUUUCAAGCGGGGCAAUGGCUAAAAUGUUUUUAGAUCAAACUCGACAUCAUCGAACAUUAAUGUACACUUUUGAAAUGAAAGAUGACUGAAAUUUUUUUUUCAUGAUCAGAACUACAAGCAAAAAGCUUUUUCAUUCUUUGUUCAUUUAAUGUUGCAAUCAUACGUUUGUAGGCCUUUGAUUUGUUUGAAACAGAACAGAAAAUAAAUGCUAGGUUAUUGAAUAGAUUGGGUUCAUUUCACUAAGAUUGUUGAGAGUUUGCAAUGUUACAAGAACGAUGAGCAGGUAAUUGAUGUGAGAUACUAAGAGAGGAACAUCCACCCCGAUUACCGCGCUGGCUGGAACAGACAUUUACAUGCCAUUUUUGAUAAGGGUUAUGUAGGGCCACACCUGCUGCCAAACUGUGUUGUUGGUAUUUACACUGCACCAAUGGCUGUCAACAGUUGGGAAACACUUGAGUUCACAAUGAAAUUAUUAAAAUAUUUAUAAUAUA
Molecule: messenger RNA, 2403 nt
Organism: Girardinichthys multiradiatus
Lineage: Eukaryota; Metazoa; Chordata; Actinopteri; Cyprinodontiformes; Goodeidae
Product: G-protein coupled receptor family C group 5 member C-like
Exons: 4
Coding region: 354-1547 (397 amino acids)
Biological process (GO): G protein-coupled receptor signaling pathway
Cellular component (GO): extracellular exosome; intracellular membrane-bounded organelle; plasma membrane
Molecular function (GO): protein kinase activator activity; G protein-coupled receptor activity
Source: RefSeq, a predicted model, not a curated record